Messenger RNA from Sinocyclocheilus anshuiensis, 4359 nucleotides. RefSeq names its product UV excision repair protein RAD23 homolog A-like. The transcript is spliced from 9 exons. Gene Ontology annotation, cellular component: nucleoplasm; cytosol. Gene Ontology annotation, molecular function: proteasome binding; polyubiquitin modification-dependent protein binding; ubiquitin binding. Gene Ontology annotation, biological process: nucleotide-excision repair; proteasome-mediated ubiquitin-dependent protein catabolic process. The record is from RefSeq and is a predicted model, not a curated record. Bases 210 to 1271 code for a protein of 353 amino acids. Lineage: Eukaryota; Metazoa; Chordata; Actinopteri; Cypriniformes; Cyprinidae.
UGUCAGAGCUCCUUCCUCCGCUCCGCCACCGCCGAAGAAAAUGCCGCAGCGCACCUGACAGGCGUGUUUUUAGCCUGUUAGCUAGAGAGCUACAUCUCUAAACGCUUAAUACCGGUCCCUCGCUUUCAAAGUCAAACAUUUCCUCUGGAUAUAGAAGUGCUCAAAGGUCCCGAAUCAAGAAGAAAGGAGAAGACAAAGGCAGAGCAGUCAUGCAGAUCACACUGAAGACUUUGCAGCAGCAGACCAUUCAAAUAGACAUCGACGAUGAGCAGACGGUGAAGGCAUUGAAAGAGAAGAUUGAGGCUGAGAAGGGCCGAGAAAGUUUUCCAGUAGCGGGACAGAAGCUGAUCUACGCUGGGAAAAUCCUGCAGGAUGAUACGCCCAUCAAGGAGUACAAAAUCGACGAGAAGAACUUUGUGGUGGUCAUGGUGUCAAAGACAAAAGCACCAGGACCACCCACUCCACCCUCAGAACUACCCAAAUCUGUCGCUGCGCCUUCCUCUUCCUCCUCUCCUCCUCCCGUUCCAGCCCCUGCAGCCAUUCCCAUCCCCAGAGACGAGUGUUCAGACGACCCUCCUGCAACCGUCUCGCCUGCCCAGAGCCCAGACUGUGGCUCAGGUCUCGGGGCCGAUGGGGAAGAUGCGUCUUCAACAUUAGUCAAAGGUCAGGAGUAUGACGCCAUGCUCACCAAUAUCAUGUCUAUGGGCUAUGAGAGAGAUAAAGUGGUGGCGGCACUCAAGGCCAGUUAUAACAACCCUCACCGCGCUGUGGAGUAUCUGCUCAAUGGGAUUCCUACUGUCCCAGUGCAGGAAACCAGUCCUGCUCCAGCUCAGCUCCCCACAGACACGCAGCCCGCAGAAGGUGAGAAUCCGCUGGAGUUCCUGCGCUCUCAGCCGCAGUUCCAGAGCAUGAGGCAGGUGAUCCAGCAGAACCAGUCCUUACUGCCGGCCCUCUUGCAGCAGCUGGGACAGGAGAACCCUGAACUCCUGCAGCAAAUCAGCCAGCAUCAGGAGCGCUUCAUCCAGAUGUUGAACGCACCGGUGGGUGAGGGGGAAGUCGAGGGUGGAGAGUUUGCUGAUUUGGGUGCUCUCGGUGACGAGGCGGCACCUGGGAGUUACAUCCAAGUGACGCAACAGGAGAAAGAAGCCAUCGACAGGUUAAAAGCUCUGGGGUUUUCAGAAGCUAUUGUGGUCCAGGCAUACUUCGCCUGUGAGAAGAACGAGAACCUGGCCGCAAACUUCCUGCUCAAUCAGAAUUUCGAGGACGAGUGAGAGUCGCGGAGAGCCCACGUGCCCCCUCCCCUGCCACCACACAAGCACUGCAUCUACUCGGGACACCGUUUCCCCCCAUUAUUUCUUUGAGUUUACAAGUCAAGGGGAGACUCGCAGACUGGUUGGGGACGGGGCGGAUGCAAUCACUCGGUGAACAAAUUCCAAUGGAAUUGACGGCAUUUGGGUUGAAUGCACUCUAGCAUGUUGAAGAAGUGUGCUUGCACGCGUGUAUGCGUGUUCCCUUAGGGAAUAUAUUUGACUAAAUCAGCAUCAAUUGAAAGCAAACGCUCUGAUAGUAGUAUUAUGGGUUGUGAGGAGGUUAGAUGUGGGCAUACGCAUUUGCUUGGUUGUUUUUAGUUGGGAUAAGGAUUAAUGAUAUAUGUCUAAUGGAGGAUUUUAUAUAUUUCUCUAAAAUCAGAGAUAUUUCUGUAUUUCUCCCAGCACACACCUCUGAUGAAUGUGAUAACAGCAUUCAUAAAUGAAACAAUUAGUGCAAAUUAUAGCAUUUCUGUAACUUUCUCAGCAAAACAAUUGACCUAAAAUGAUGCUGUUCUGUAAACGAAUCCAUAUCAUGUGGAAUACCAUAAUCCGAGUGAUGAUGGUUUUGAAUGUACUUGAAUUCAAAAGAUCAUUUGUCCUAUUUAAAGUCAACGUGAAAUGGCAGUCGCAAGCUGUUUGUAUUUGCAAGUUUAACAAGAAAUCGAAUUCACCAAAAUGUAGAACGGGACUCAAAAAUGAAGGAUUUGUUCCUUCUUGCCUGACAUUUUAAAUUAUUUUGAUGAACUUUUUUUUUUUUUAUUUACAAUACAAUUUGUGCAUAAUUCCAUGCAUACGUGCUUUAAGAACGUAAAUAAAGUCAAUUUCAUACUGACUUUAAAAAGCUUCUUAUUUAAACUUAGUACACUCUGUAGGUCACAAAUAUAAAUAAGGAUAAUUUUUCAUGACAUUAGCUUUGCUAUAUUCAUACGAGGACCAACAAGAGGUUUUUGGCACACUAGAGCUCACUGCAUUUCAGAAGCCAAAAGCAGAGACCUGUUACAGCAUGAUGAUACUCCACCAGAUUAAGUCCUGUCAAAGAGAGAUUUUCUUGAAUCAUAUUGGUGUAAAGCUGACAAUGGGUUCCUCUGUUCAUGUAUUGAGAGUAAAGUCUUGUAACAUUCACCUCUUAAAGCAAGUUCAGCAGCAGAGGGAAAGAGCCUUCGGCAGCGACUCAACUUUACAUUGUUUUCGCUCAUAGCAAAGAAACGCUCCUUUGUAAUGUAGUAGCCAAACUGCCAGACAGUAGACUCUUGUUUACUUAUCAGCAGGCCUACAUGAAGUCUGACCUUGUCUUCAAAAUAAAUGGUCACUUUUGUUAAAUGCAAUGCUCUCAUUGCUGAAUAAUGUAUUAUUAAAUUCUUCAAUGUAUUAACAUGUGGUGGAAAUCAGCAGAGCUUUGUGAAUGCAGAUUCCAUGUAGGCCUGUUUUAGUAAUUAAUCAUUUGAUUUUACUAUAGCUUGAACUCCCCUGGGAUCAAUAAAAUCUUGUUGCAAAGAAAAGUUUCAGUGGUGUCAGUUUCUCACCAUAAAACAAACCCAUAUCAGAAUCGUUGUACAGUCAAGAACAUCAUUUAUUCAAUCAGGUGCUGCUCUUUACAAACAUUUUAGUUUUUAUAAUGGAAAAGAAUCUAAAUAACAUGCAGAUUGCCAAAGGCUCUGUGGAGGCGCGCAGCAACGGAGAGCGCUGGAUCAGAGACGCUUCUGUACCAAAACACAUCGACAGCAUAGACACAAUCCGGGUAGAUAUUUAAAAAACGCAUACGGCUACAUAAACACGAGUAAAUCGGGGCAGAUUCUGAAUGAUUAAAUUAAUAAUUCUGAUUUUAAUGCUACUGACAAUCACUUCAGCAUGGUGUGCAUGUAAAAAGUAAUGUACAUUAAUUAAAAUAUCAAUGGAUUAUUUUAAUUAAGAUGAUCAAAGUGUCAUACUCUACAUGCAUAGCAUCUCAAUGACAGUUGCUUGACUGGCACACCAAGAACAAUAACUAUAUUAGCAUAUACACUAACGCACCAAUAAAGUGCAUGCUAUAGGCUAGUUUUGUCAUCUUCCACUUUAAAUAAUCAAGGAUGGACUCUGAUUGGCUGUUAAUGUUUUUAUUGUUCAUUAGCUGGAAAACAAAUGUUCUGAAAGUGACUCCAACAAUAUCAUUCCUCUGUCUCGUUGCGGACUUCUCUAUUCUUAUAGAAUUAUAAUGAUUAUUAAAACUUUGUAGUUAUCGUUAUCAUCCUUUAUGCAACAUUUAUGCUCGUCUAUUUCUAUAUCCACUAAAAAUUGUUCACUGCUGAAACAUCUACUAUAAUGAUUAAUAUGGUGCUUAGAAAAAAUGCACGGCUUGAAGUAUUUUAAGUGGAGCAGCUGGGAUUGAACGUGUAGCCUAUCUAUUACUAGUCCAACCAUUGACAACAAAGCUGCCGCCACAUCUGGAUCAGUACUUCUAAAUGCAGGGCAUAUUAUUCUUAGUGCACUGUUUUAAUCGGUGCAUAAGGUGCGAUUAGCAAAUCAUCAGUCAAGUUCUUUAAACCGCUGUUCUCAAACAACCACUAAAAAGGUGCUUUAAUUGCAGAGUCAACAGCGAGACUUAAUGGAAAUAAAUACAACACAAACAAACAUGACAGAGCUACUGUGCAUCUUCUGGUCCAGCGCUCUCCACCGACAGCCAAACAGAUCUGGCACCAGGACCGCACCGCUUCCCAAGACACAAUGUCUUCUCAGAUGUAGGGAGGGCGAGCGGGUCGGUCCUGGGUCAGUUUGUACUCAGAGCCCACUGCGUUUGACUGAAGAGCGAGAGGUGUGUAUGAUAUAAACAUGUGAAGCAUACAGACAGGGAUACAACAUUAGAGUUUACAACAUCUUGCUCAAGAGAAAAAGGUUCAACAUUUUUUUUUCCAACUCUUUCACCAGAAGUAGGGAGAGGGAGGAAAGAUAAGGAUAGACAUCUACGGCGCCAAGAGCGAGAGACUGAUAAAGACAGGGGUACAGAGAAAUAGGGACCCGAUUUUUUAUUUUUUAUUUUUUACUUUUUCCCCCCCCCAUCAUUGUACAAUAAAAA